Messenger RNA from Glycine soja, 4405 nucleotides. Its product is annotated as lysine-specific demethylase JMJ25-like. The coding region runs from base 441 to 4109 and encodes 1222 amino acids. NCBI's taxonomy places the organism in Eukaryota, Viridiplantae, Streptophyta, Magnoliopsida, Fabales, Fabaceae. Gene Ontology annotation, molecular function: chromatin DNA binding; transcription coregulator activity; histone H3K9 demethylase activity. Gene Ontology annotation, biological process: regulation of transcription by RNA polymerase II. Gene Ontology annotation, cellular component: chromatin; histone deacetylase complex. The record is from RefSeq and is a predicted model, not a curated record. The transcript has 13 exons.
GUGGUUAAGAGACAAAAGGCAAAGGAAAGUGGCAUAGUAGCUAGUUGGAAGCAAACAAAGAGGUUGAAGCCCACAGCUUUGGAGUUUCCUCGCAGGCUGAAAUAGUAGUUCCGUUCAGACUUCAGACACAUCUUUUCACUUCUUCUGUCCUUCCACUGUUUCCCACUUCCAACUCGAUGCUUAAAUAAGUCCAAUUCUUAAAUUUAAUGUUGGCGCCUGAUUUGAAAACUCUCCCUCCCUUUCCAUAAUUAUCUUUGUACGUGUCGCUUGUGUGUGUGUGUUCAACAGUAUAUAAUCUAGAUUCAAGACAGACACAACCCGAUAACUAAACUAGGGUUCACAUUUUGUUUUGCCGAAAUCUUUUUCACCAUCAUUGUGAUUGUUGAAACUCAUAUUGUUUUUUCUACUCGUAAAAACAACUAUUUGAUUCUCUAUAUUCCAUGGCGCGCGGAAGGAAGAAGCGGCAAAAGAACACAGCUAUUAUUCCUGUGGAUGCAAACCCCACUCAGCAAAUAACCCAAUCCUUGGAUAUUGAUGCUGAGUGUGAGAGUGAGACCAAAAGGAUGAAAUUUGCUGAGAACAACGGUGGUGGGGCAGGGGGUUCUUCUUCUGUUGUGAAAAAGAAGCGUGGCAGAAAAAGUAAAAAGGAGAAGGAAAACAUGGAAAAGAUGUUAGAGAGCAAUUUCUUGGAGAAGAGAGAUGCUCAAAAUGACAACCAUGGUGAAAAUGCUGAAGUGGGAGGUUCUUCUUCUGUUUCAGAAGGUGUGAAAAAGAAGCGUGGAAGAAAGAGUAAAAAGGAGAAGGAGGACAUGGACAAGAUGUUAGAGAGCAAAUUCUUGGAGAAGAGAGAUGCUCAAAACGAAAACCAUGGUGAAAAUGGUGUAGUGGGAGUUUCUUCUUCUGUUUCAGAAGGUGUGAAAAAGAAGCGUGGAAGAAAGAGUAAAAAGGAGAAGGAGGACAUGGAAAAGAUGUCAGAGAGCAAUUUCUUGGAGAAGAGAGAUGCUCAAAACGAAAACCUUGGUGAAAAUGGUGAAGUGGGAGGUUCUUUUUCUGUUUCAGAAGGUGUGAAAAAGAAGCGUGGAAGAAAGAGUAAAAAGGAGAAGGAGGACAUGGAAAGGAAGAUGUUAGAGGAGAAAGAUGCUCAAAACGAAAACCAUGGUGAAAAUGGUGAAGUGGGAGGUUCUUCUUCUGUUUCAGAAGGCGUGAAAAAAAAGCGUGGAAGAAAGAGUAAAAAGGAGAAGGAGGACAUGGAAAGGAAGAUGUUAGAGGAGAAAGAUGCUCAAAACGAAAACCAUGGUAAACAUGUUGAAGUGGGAGGUUCUUCUUCUCUUUCUGAAGGUGUGAAAAAUAAGCGUGGAAGAAAGAGUAAAAAGGAGAAACAGGACAUGGAAAAUAAGAUGAUAGAGGAGAAGGAUGCUCAAUACCAAAACCUUGGUGAAAGUGGCGGCGUAGGAGGUUCUUCUUCCGUUCAAGAAGUUGCGGCAAAGAAGCAUGGCAGAAAAAGUAAGAAGGAGAAGGAGGACAUGAAAAGGAAGGAGAUGCUAGAGGACAAUUUGUUGGAGGAGAAAGAUGUUCAAGACAAAAACCAUGGUGAAAAUGGUGGGGUACCUGAUACGAGGCAUGGAAGAAAAAGAAAGACGCUUAAGGAAGAUGAUGGUGAGUUGCCUGCGGAUUCUCCAGGAAGUGGCAUUCAGAAACACUAUAGUCUCAGGGCCCCUAAAGUCAAUACAGAAGCCGUGAUGCCAAACAUCAGCAAGAAAGAUCCUAAGUGCCUUAAAGAGGAGUCCUUAAUGUGUCAUCAAUGCCAGAGAAAUGAUAAAGGCAGGGUUGUGAGAUGCACAAGUUGUAAGAGGAAAAGAUUUUGUGUACACUGUAUAGAAAAUUGGUAUCCUCAUUUGAAAGAGGAUUAUAUUGCUGAGGCAUGUCCUGUGUGCCGUGGUAAUUGCAACUGCAAAGCAUGCUUGAGAUCCAAUGAACUUAUUAAAAAAAUGAAGAAAAAAGCAAAAACCAAUGAAGACGAGAAGGUUGAACUCUCUAUGCAUUUGCUGCAAGUACUUCUUCCCUAUUUAAGGCUGCUGGAUGAAGAACAGAUGAUUGAGUAUAAGACAGAAGCAAAGAUACAGGGGCUCUCAGUCUCAGAGCUAAAUAUAGUACAGGCAAAUUUUGAUGAAGAUGAGCGUGUGUACUGUGACAACUGUAAAACGUCAAUAUUUGAUUACCACAGAAGCUGUACAAAAUGCUCUUUCGACCUUUGUCUCAUCUGUUGUCGUGAACUUCGUAGUGGGGAGCUUGUAGGUGGUGCAGAUCCAAUUUUGGUAGAGUUUGUCUGUCAGGGUCGUCAUUACCUGCAUGAUGAAAAAGAAAGUAAAAGUGUAAAACGAAAUGAACCAAAUGCUGUUGCUCCUGUAGUUCGUGAAUGGUCAAGAUCUGGGUGGCAUGCAGAAAGUAAUGGUAGCAUUCCUUGUCCAAAAGUCAAUGAUGAAUGUAACCAUGGUUUUCUUGAACUGAGAAGCAUAUUAGGUCAACAUUUUAUCACCAAUUUAGUGCAUAAAGCAAACAAACUGGCACAAGCAUACAAGCUUCAAGAUGUAGUUAAGAUACCUGACAACUUCUGUUCGUGUUUGAGGCUUGAUAGAAACACAGAUGCUAGAUAUAAUAAUAUGAGGAAGGCUGCUUCUCGGGCAGAUUCCGGUGACAACUAUUUAUACUGUCCAAGGGUUGUAGAUCUACAGGAUGAGGAUUUAAGGCACUUUCAGUGGCAUUGGGAAAAGGGGGAGCCUGUCAUUGUCAGCAAUGUGCUUGCAAAAACAUCUGGUUUAAGCUGGGAACCACUUGUCAUGUGGCGUGCAUUCCGUCAGAUGACUAAGACCAAGCAUGAACAACAUUUGGAUGUGAAGGCAAUUGAUUGCUUAGAUUGGUGUGAGGGAGAAAUUAAUAUCCACCAAUUCUUUACUGGGUAUACAGAAGGUCGUGAGGAUUGGCUUCGCUGGCCUCAAAUAUUGAAAUUAAAAGAUUGGCCUCCUUCUAAUUUAUUUGAGGAACGUUUGCCUCGACAUUGUGCAGAGUUCAUAUCUUCCUUGCCCUUCAAGGAGUAUACUGAUCCUCUCAAAGGUUCUCUUAACUUAGCUGUGAAGUUGCCUAUGGGUUGUCUAAAACCAGACAUGGGACCAAAGACAUAUAUUGCUUAUGGAUUUCAUCAGGAGCUCGGGCGUGGUGAUUCAGUGACUAAGCUCCAUUGUGAUAUGUCCGAUGCAGUAAAUGUGUUGACUCAUAUUGCUGAAGUGAAAUUGAAACCAGACCAUCUUAUUGUCAUUGAGGAGUUGAAACAAAAGCACUUUGAACAAGACAAAAGGGAACUACUUGGUGAUGAUCAGAAUAGAGAAACUAGUGUUGACAUGCUUAAUAAUACAUCUUCUACUAAUGCUUUGGAUAAGCAAAACAGUGUCCAAAUCAUGGAACACAAAGGUGGAUUAUGUGAUGGAAAAGAAGUGUAUCAGUUCCAUCAACCCUCUGGUGGUAAUGCGGUUGCCAUUGCUAAUGAGGAUGGUCUUUCAUGCGGAUCAAAGCUUAAAGAGGUUGACAAAGUAAAACUAAAGCAAGAAAGUGAUAUGUUGUCUGCGGGGGAUGGUUCAGAAGGUGCUCUCUGGGAUAUUUUUCGGAGGCAGGAUGUACCUAAAUUGCAGGAAUAUCUGAGGAAGCAUUUCAGAGAGUUCAGGCAUAUUCAUUGCUGUCCUUUAAAGCAGGUUAUUCACCCCAUCCAUGACCAGACCUUCUAUCUGACUGUGGAGCAUAAGAGGAAGCUUAAGGAGGAGUAUGGAAUUGAGCCCUGGACUUUUAUUCAGAAGGUAGGGGAUGCUGUUUUUGUUCCAGCUGGUUGUCCUCACCAAGUCAGAAAUCUGAAGUCAUGUAUUAAGGUUGCAUUGGAUUUUGUCUCUCCGGAAAAUGUUGGGGAGUGCUUUCGUUUGACAGAGGAAUUUCGCACACUUCCAAUUAGCCAUGCGUCUAGUGAGGACAAAUUGGAGGUGAAGAAGAUGACAAUAUAUGCUAUGCAAGAUGUGAUCGGAAAAUUGGAGGAAGCAAGGUCCGGGAAAACCAAGGUUCCAGAGUAAAUAUUAUCUGUAACAGAUCAUAGCCAAUUGGAAUUGUAAAUUUUUUGGAGCAAUUAGCUUAUUUCAGGUGUGAUGAUGUUGGGUUCCAUGUAUUGUGACUGUAAGAAUGGUUCCAUAUUUUGUUUUGCAACCACACCUGGAAGGUUGUACAUGUAAUUGUCACCGCCUAUAUACCUAGUGUAUUUUUGAGUUUUUGAAUGCAUAGAUGAUGAUAAUCUAAGUUGCCCCUGUUGCAUUUUGUAGCAGAAUUUCUGGAGUAUUAAUUUGAUAUCAUGCCCUUUGUUUUUGCCUCGCAA